AUGACGGUGAGCGGCUUCCUGAACGUGCGCAAGCCGGCGGGGCUCACGUCGCACCGAUGCGUGGGCAUGGCGCGGCGGGUUUUCGACACGCGCCAGGUCGGUCACGGCGGGACGCUGGACCCGAUGGCCACGGGGGUGCUCACGCUAGCGGUGGGGCGAGCCACGCGCUUCCUGCAGUACCUGACGACGGGCAAGGAGUACCGGGGCGUGGUGCGUCUGGGGGUCACUACGGACUCGGACGACGUCACGGGCGAGAUCCUGACACAGCGGCCGGCGCCUUGGGUCCAAGAGGAGGCGGUGCACUCGACGCUGCAGAGGUUCAUCGGAGAGAUCGACCAGGUACCGCCGCGGGUCAGUGCCAUCAAGAAGGACGGCGUGAGGCUCUACAAACUGGCGAGAGCGAAAAAGGACUUUGACGUGAAGCCAAGGAGAGUGCACAUCGAGCGAAUUGACAUCCAAAAGUUCGAGUCUGGGGAUUUCCCGGAGGUGGGAGGCACAUACAUCCGAUCCAUCGCGCGCGAAUGCGGAGAGGCACUGAUUAUUUCUCCGGAGCACGUGGACACAACGUGUGCGUUGCGCAACCCUGCCGGUGAAUAUUGUGUCGGAGGAACACUCGCUGCGCUGGAGAGGACUCGAAGCGGAGCCUUCACUAUCGAUGAUAGCUUGGACUUUGACCAGAUUCGAGCCAAAGUGGAGGGAGGGGAGUCACCGCUUCAGUCGAUUGAAAGCAUGCUUGAGCAUCUUCCGUUCGCGGAGCUGCCGCGAAAGACGGCACAGCAUUGGCUGAAUGGUGGCAUCGUCUCGGUUCCUUCAAGCGAUAUCGAGUUCGGGCUGCUAAAGCGCUACAAGCUAACCAACGAGGAGCCCAUUCGCAUUUAUUGCUCCUCAUCACCGGAGCUGCUCGGCGUUGCACAAGUUGACCCGGAGGCUCAGCACGGACACUUUGUUCUCAGGAAGCGUUUAUUCAUCUAA
This is a messenger RNA of Phytophthora sojae, 972 nucleotides long. RefSeq lists its product as hypothetical. Gene Ontology annotation, molecular function: RNA binding; pseudouridine synthase activity. The transcript is spliced from 5 exons. Bases 1 to 972 code for a protein of 323 amino acids. The record is from RefSeq and is a predicted model, not a curated record. Gene Ontology annotation, biological process: tRNA modification; mRNA pseudouridine synthesis. Gene Ontology annotation, cellular component: mitochondrion. NCBI's taxonomy places the organism in Eukaryota, Oomycota, Peronosporomycetes, Peronosporales, Peronosporaceae.